Messenger RNA from Aspergillus alliaceus, 495 nucleotides. Its product is annotated as lactobacillus up-regulated protein. Lineage: Eukaryota; Fungi; Ascomycota; Eurotiomycetes; Eurotiales; Aspergillaceae. Bases 1 to 495 code for a protein of 164 amino acids. The transcript has a single exon. The record is from RefSeq and is a predicted model, not a curated record.
AUGGCAACAUCAUCGCUCGCGGCUCCCGGGUUAGCCACUCAGGAGGGUAUCAGUGCUUUCGACGCCAUAGCCAAGUUGAAAUCAGUUCCUCUAGGAUAUGUCCAUAUCGCGGACGACGGAGUGGCACGAGCUUAUGACGAGAACGAAUCCGUUAUUGACUAUGUUCCCUUGACCAAUGACCAGCUUAAGCAGCUGCUCAAGAACCUUCCAGAAGCAUGGAAGAAGGAAGCGGAUCAUUUACACGCUGUUUUCGAUGGCGUCGACGGACAUCAAGUUACGGAUGAAAAUCAAUUGCUUGACCCUCCUGCUGAGCUUCGAAAUCCCAUGCCCCGCCAGGCACCUCAGUCUAAGCGCGAAGCCAACCCUCUCCAGCAGGCUGACUGGUACUGCGUCGGCCAACCUUGCACCUCUGGUGAUGCUUGCCGGUUCAUGGGCUGCCGAGGUUGUACGGAUAUAGAUGCUGUCUUACCAGGAGGAGCAGGUGUUUGCUUUUAG